GCGAAACUAAGUGGGGAAAAUAAUGCGCCAAACAGAUAUUCUGGAGAGAGACCUGGCAUGUUGCUCAAGUGACGGCUUUAUUGAUUUUCAAUCGCAACAGCCCCCGAAGGAAGGAAUCGACCAACAAAAAAAGGAACAUAAACAAAAACAAAUCGCCACUAUUUAAAAACUAUAUAGCUGUAAUCACCACAAGCCAGAUGGCGAGGAGGAGAACAUUAAGAGAUCUAGAUGAUACUAAACUGCAGCUGCGCAACUGUAAACAAUCUAAACUUGGGUGGUUCGGUGGUGCCCUCGUGCUUGCGACAACGGCGGCUGCGAAAUGGAAUCCCAACUGGUGGUGCCGACGCACCAAGCUGGAGAGAAGCCUGCUUAUGUUGAGCGGUAUUCUGUUCCUGGUCGCCGUCUCGGCCUUUGGCCUCUGGAUAUUCGAUGUACUCAAACCGAUGGCCGGGCCGGGCUCUGAUCUGCCGGAGGAGCCACCAGAGCCGACCGCAUUGCAUGGCGAUAGCACCACUAUGAACAAAGUGCCGUCCGUUGUCGGUACCAAGGGCAAGGCGGAGUCGGAUAAUAUUUGCCUGACCAAGGAGUGCAUACACACCGCCUCCACGGUGCUCAAAAAGAUGAAGCCCGAGGUGGAGCCGUGUGAUAAUUUCUAUGAGUUUGCCUGCGGCGCCUACAUUGAGGACGAGAAAAUACCCGACGACAAGGUAUCGAUUAGUACGUUCUCUGUCAUCUCGGACAAGUUGCAGGAGCAGCUUAAGGACAUCAUCACAGCCGAGCGACCCGACACCGAGCCCAAACACUUCCGUCUUCCCAACUUGCAGUACAGGGCCUGCAUGAACAAAACAUUGAUUGAAUCGCUGGGUGCGAAGCCAAUUGCUGAGAUUGCCAAAUCACUUGGCGGCUGGCCCCUGAUCGAGGGCGACUCUUGGAAUGCAGACGACAGCUGGACCUGGCAGGAGCAGGUCAAGAAAUUCCGUGCCGCCGGCUUCAGCAUGGACUAUAUCAUUGAUUUCUCCAUUGGUGUGGAUCUGCAGAAUAGCACCAAGCGCAUUAUCGAUCUGGAUCAAUCCACGUUGGCUCUGAGUCGCGAGUUCCUGAUGAAGGGCUUCAAUGAGACACUGGUCACUGCCUAUUACGAUUACAUGGUGGACAUUGCGGUGCUCUUUGGCGCCAACAAAGACCAGGCCAAGACCCAGCUGCUCACAUCCCUCGAAUUUGAGAUGGCGCUGGCCAACAUCUCGUGGCCUAAUGAGAAGCGUCGCAACUCAUCGCAGCUGUUCAAUCCACGCUCGGUGCAACAAUUGCAGGCCGCCUAUCCGUACGUGCAAUGGGUGGACUACAUGAAUGCCCUGCUGCCCGUUGGCCUAAGCGUGCAGGACGAUGAGGUAAUUAAUCUGACGGUGCCGUCCUUCUUCGAGGAACUGGGCAAACUGCUGGCCAAGACGCCCAAUCGCGUGAUUGCCAACUACAUGAUGUGGCGCAUACAUGCCUUCUCCAUUGGCUUCCUCAGCGAGGAGUUCCGCAAGCGGCAGCUGCAAUAUGCCACUGCGCUGUCCGGCCGACAGGAGCAGGAGGCACGCUGGAAGGAGUGCGUGGAUAUUGCUGCUGGCAGUGACUUUGGCGUACUUGAAGAAGAUAUUACUAACCUUGGCAUAUCCGUGGGUUCGCUCUACGUUCGCAAGCACUUCAAUAAGGACUCCAAGGCGAAUGCUUUGGAAAUGGUCAAUGACAUACGCAAUGUGUUCAGCGACAUAUUGAAUGAAAUCAACUGGAUGGAUGACAAGACGAAGAAGGAGGCUCAGCAGAAGCUGUACAGCAUGGCCACCCACAUUGGCUAUCCCGACGAGAUGCUGGACAACGACAAGCUGGCCAAAUACUAUGAGAAACUGGACAUCGAUCCAGAUCGUUAUUUUGAAUCCUUCUUGAAGAUGAACAUCUUUGGCACAGACUACUCGUUCAACAAACUGCGUCUGCCGAUCAAUAAAACCGACUGGGUGCGCCAUGCCCGGCCAGCAGUUGUGAAUGCCUUCUACUCCCCCCUGGAGAAUAGUAUACAGUUCCCUGCUGGCAUACUGCAGGGGCAAUUCUUCAGUGCCCAGCGACCCAAGUACAUGAACUACGGUGCAAUUGGUUAUGUUAUUGGUCAUGAAAUAACGCACGGAUUCGAUGAUCAGGGUCGCCAGUUUGAUGUGAAGGGCAACUUGCGGGAUUGGUGGCAGCCGGACACACACAAGGCAUACCUGAAGAAGGCUCAGUGUAUUAUUGAACAGUAUGGCAACUACACGGACCGUCUCACUGGCUUGAAUUUGAACGGCAUCAAUACCCAGGGCGAAAAUAUAGCUGAUAAUGGUGGCCUCAAGGAGUCAUAUAUUGCAUAUAAACGCUGGGUGGAGAAGCACGGGCCGGAACCGAAGUUGCCUGGCCUGGACUAUACACCUGUCCAAAUGUUCUGGAUCUCAACUGGACAGACUUGGUGUGGCAAAUAUCGGAAAGAAUCCCUGAAGAUGAGAAUCACCACUGGUGUGCAUUCUCCCACAGAGUUCCGAGUGUUGGGCUCAAUGAGCAACAUGAAGGACUUUGCCAAGGAUUUCCAAUGCCCAGAGGGCUCCCCCAUGAAUCCUGUGCACAAGUGUGAAGUGUGGUAGAGAUUAGCUGUAGCAUGAUUGUAUUUCCAUUGAAUAUAUUUGAUUGUAUGUGUGUCUUUGUCACAAGCGAAAGGGCUUCUUAGUUAAUAUUCAAAGAUAUGUUAGCAAUCAGGUCCUCACUCUAUGGGCUAAUCUCACGUAGUAGAUAAACCAUUACUUCCCUAGCGUAUUUAUGCUAAGUAAGCAUAAUGUAAAUUUAUUUAAUAAAAUUUGUUUUUAUGUAUGAAAAA
Molecule: messenger RNA, 2878 nt
Organism: Drosophila grimshawi
Lineage: Eukaryota; Metazoa; Arthropoda; Insecta; Diptera; Drosophilidae
Gene: Nep2
Product: neprilysin-2
Exons: 10
Coding region: 198-2648 (816 amino acids)
Biological process (GO): protein processing
Cellular component (GO): plasma membrane
Molecular function (GO): metalloendopeptidase activity
Source: RefSeq, a predicted model, not a curated record